UAUAAUUAUGUAAAAGUAUAAUUGUGCAACUCUAGACAAUCAGUACCCUCAUAUUGGCCUUCUCUAUAUAAAGUCACCAAGAUUUACAAAACACCACACAUAGUUUAAGAGACAAAGAGUGAGUAAGAGAGGACAAUACUUAACCUCCACAUAUCUCACACACACAUGGCUUCACAACUUGUUAGUGAUGUAAGAUGCCAACCAUUACUAAUGCAGUAUGCAGCUUCUUAUGGUGAAAGAGGAAGCAAACAAAAACCAUUUCGUCGCCAAAACUAUGGUUAUCGUCGAAUAGAGAAUAGCAUAAUCCAACCUGAAGAAAGUGCCUUCAAAGAGCACAAAAAUAAGAAAGAAUCAUCACAAGAAAAGGGUGCAAAACGUAGCACAAAUCUAGCUCAAGCACAGAAGCUUCAGAGGUUGGGAAUCUCUUACGUUGCAACAUCUUUUCUUUACAUGGUAAUUAAGGUUAAAGCAUUCUACAAAGGAUUCAUUGGAGAUGUUGCUAGUGAAUCAAGAAUGGUGGGAAUUGAAGCACCUGUGGCAGAGGCAUAUUUCUCAGUUCCAGUUCUACCAAAUUGAGAUAGCAACAAUAAUAUCAUGUUUGUAAUGUCUAGUAUUAGUCCAAAAAGUAUAUAUAUAUUACUAGUAUCAAAUUUGAGCUGAACUAUUGUAAUUAAUAAGCUUAGAUUUGCUAAAAUGUUCCCUGCUUUUGCAGUGAGAUUACAAUUAUAGGAAGUGGUUAAUUUUUAUUUAAUGAAGCAAUAUUGUGUACAAGGGCAUUUUCUAUUGUACAAGUUCUAUCACCAUAAGUAAAGUUUGGAUAUCUAAACUUGUACAUUUUCAUAAA
Lathyrus oleraceus (garden pea) is the source of this 844-nucleotide messenger RNA. RefSeq lists its product as uncharacterized. The record is from RefSeq and is a predicted model, not a curated record. The transcript has a single exon. The coding region runs from base 166 to 576 and encodes 136 amino acids. Lineage: Eukaryota; Viridiplantae; Streptophyta; Magnoliopsida; Fabales; Fabaceae.